GGUGCCUCGCGUUAUCACUUAUCACUCUAUCGAUACAUCGAGUGAAUUCGACAGCGCGGGAAUCGAGUGACCUUCAAAUACUGUUAUCAGCUGAUAACUCAGUUGUUUACAUGCAGUGGGCUGUGACUAUGGUGCGGUAUCCGUAGGUUUCCGUGGGUGGUGUUGUUUUACUACUAUUGGUCAUGGAUCGGACGAUGUAUGGCAAGGUGCUGCCUGGCACUUAUUAUCCGUUCCGGUGCGCGAUGAAGGAGCACGGAAUUUCGCCGGGCUAUGCCCUCCUCGCGGAUCUACAGAACUCCAUAAACCCUGGUCGUGUGAGCAGUCCGGGCGGCAGGACAGGAUCUCCGGGGGGUCGCACCACUUCCCCUGGCCGCACAGCGUCACCCCUCGGCAGGGGCAGUUCACCUGGACGACUCAGCUCCCCCGGUGGCAGCCUCAGCUCACCCACAUCCACCGGAUACGGCUCCAUCAACGGAUCGAGGAACAUCAGCGCGGAUUAUGCGAGGGCUGCAUCGCCGACUUACCAGAACGCAUCGUCAGUCCACGAGAAAGUCAUCCCGGUGAAAUACUCGAACAGCACUUCCAACUACAGUAGCCACACGCCGGUGGCCGGCGGACAGACCGCGGGCUACGGCAGGACCGGCCGCGGGAACCUGUCCGAGCUGGACACCCUACUCGACGAUCUCAGCAAUGCCCGAUACGGAAAAUACGCAGAAAAACCGACUUACGACAGAAACGAUGGGUACGCGCGGACGAACGGCGCCACGAGUCCGGCGUCCACGCGGCCGACAGUGGACUCCCUGCUCGACCAGCUCAGCACCGACAUUACAAAUGGUCGGUCAUCAGUGUCACCGGUGCCGCCGUCGUCCGGCACGCUGCCGCGGCCCGGCACGAAGCAGGUGACGGUGACGGUGCAGGAGACGGUGGUGGAGCCGGCGCAGCCCCCAGCUCCCCGAUAUCAUGCCUCCACCGCCACGAGGGAGCUGGACGAUCUCAUGGCGUCCUUGUCUGACUUUAAGGUGAGCGACGUCUCGAGUCCGGGGGCAGAGGCCGGGACGCACGUGUACCGGGAGAAGCGCGCCUGGCAGGAGCACUACCGCAGCAGCCCACGACAGGCCGAACCCGCCUCCCUCGAACACAUGCUCGGAUCCCUCCGGGCAGACAUGAGCCGCCAAGGAGUCCAGACCCCCCAGAAGGGAUGCUGCAACGCCUGCGAGAAGCCCAUCGUCGGCCAGGUGAUCACGGCCCUCGGCAGGACGUGGCAUCCGGAGCACUUCACGUGCGCGCACUGCAACCAGGAGCUCGGCACGCGGAACUUCUUCGAGCGUGACGGCCGGCCGUACUGCGAGCCCGACUACCACAACCUGUUCUCGCCGAGAUGCGCCUACUGCAACGGACCGAUCCUCGAUAAAUGCGUGACAGCCCUCGAGAAGACUUGGCACACGGAGCACUUCUUCUGCGCUCAAUGCGGGGAGCAGUUCGGGGAAGAUGGGUUCCACGAGCGGGACGGGAAACCGUACUGCCGCGCGGACUACUUCGACAUGUUCGCGCCCAAGUGCGGCGGCUGCAGCAAGCCCAUCAUGGAGAACUACAUAUCCGCCCUGAACACCCAGUGGCAUCCGGACUGCUUCGUCUGCAAGGAGUGCCGCGAGCCGUUCCACGGCGGGUCAUUCUUCGAGCACGAGGGCCAGCCGUACUGCGAGACCCACUACCACGGCAAGCGCGGCUCGCUCUGCGCCGGCUGCCACAAACCCAUCGCCGGCCGCUGCAUCACCGCCAUGUUCAGGAAGUUCCACCCAGAACACUUCGUAUGCGCCUUCUGCCUCAGGCAACUCAAUAAAGGCACAUUCAAGGAGCAAAACGACAAACCCUACUGUCACGCCUGCUUUGACAAGCUCUUCGGGUAAUUGUCUAUGGUCAGAUUCGAUGUUGCCAUUAUAGAAAAAUAUACGAUCAAACAGUUAUAAGUGGGUUUUGUAAGGAAAAAAAUUUAUCUGUUUUGUCGAAUAUGAGAUAAUUGAGAAUAGAGCAAGCUACACCUCUGAAACGUUGCAUAUAUCGACUAUCAAUGUUGCUCUGUCUGUAUUUUGAACAGAAGUUCGCUGUGUCUAUACUAUAUAAUAGUUAUAGGUAUUCACAUUGGAAAAUAAAUAUAUUUCAAAUUUACAAAGAUAAAUUCACAAUCAUAUGAAGUAAGAAGUUUUUUAGAGUAUGACAGAAGAUGAUAUGUUUAUUCACAAACGUUUGUGAUAGAUUUUAUUUAAAUCUGGUCUUAAAACUUAGGGUGUAAGUUACAAUGCAAUAAUUCCACUGCUUUUACAUACCAUAUACUUAAUAUUUACAAUAGAUAUUUGCUACAGAUCUUUACUAUGCUCAAACUAUAUUAUUUCAUUUGUUAUAAGCUUUCAGUGAUUUCAGUCAGUACUUUAUAAUAAGUAUUAAAAAAUAGUUAACGGUAUACAUUUGGUAUACUCUUAAAAUAACUAUGGCGAUGUCUAUGAAUUUGUUAUCAACUAAAACGGUUUUCAUGAAGUAUUACAAUUUUCAACUAAUCGAUGGGACAUUAUUACGGUUUCAUUUGUUUUUUUUU
Molecule: messenger RNA, 2590 nt
Organism: Aricia agestis (brown argus)
Lineage: Eukaryota; Metazoa; Arthropoda; Insecta; Lepidoptera; Lycaenidae
Gene: Pax
Product: paxillin
Exons: 9
Coding region: 183-1907 (574 amino acids)
Source: RefSeq, a predicted model, not a curated record